Culex pipiens pallens (northern house mosquito) is the source of this 1144-nucleotide messenger RNA. RefSeq lists its product as uncharacterized. NCBI's taxonomy places the organism in Eukaryota, Metazoa, Arthropoda, Insecta, Diptera, Culicidae. The transcript has 3 exons. The coding region runs from base 123 to 749 and encodes 208 amino acids. The record is from RefSeq and is a predicted model, not a curated record.
AAUAAAUAGCAUUGUAAUACACAAAUUAACCAUCAGUUAAGCUUAGGCCAGCAGUUUGUGUGCACAGUGCAAUUAAUUAAUUAGGGGAAGCUCCGAGCUUGAAGAAGAAAAAAUCAACGAAAAUGUUCCUGAAGAGUAGUGCCCUAGUGUUUGCCGUGGUCGUUCUGGCCGUCUCGGCUGCGGCUGCCAACACCAAGGAGGAACAGCAGAUGAUCAGCCUGAUAAACGAGAUCGACAGCGAUGCCAGCUUCCCGCUGUUUGGAGGGUUGAGCAUCGAGCGGUCCGGCGAGUCCGGCGAGCGAUCCUUCGGAGCCGCCGCCGAUGAAGAUCUGGCCGGACGUGCCGUCCGCUUCCUGAACACCCACACCGUCAAGUUCAACGUGCCGGCUACCGAAAACGAGGGUCGCCAGAUGGAAGAUGCCCGCAGCAGCCGCCUGAAGAAGGUGUUCCUGCCCCUGCUGCUGGCCCUGAAGCUGAAGAUGUCGAUCGUGCUGCCCAUUCUGCUCACCAUCAUUAAGCUGAUCUCGCUCAAGGGACUGAUCGCCGGUCUGAUGGCCCUCAAGUUCUCCAUCUUCACCUUCCUGAAGGACCUGUUUAACAAGAAGCAGGAGCGCGUGACCACCGCCUACAUCACCAGUGCCCAGCCCGUCAACGCCGAGAUCGUCCACCAGGACUGGCACCGCAACGGACAGGCCUCGCCCCAGGAGCUGGCCUACGGAGCCUACAACCCUUACGCCACGCUGCAGUAAAGAGAGCAAAACCAAACCCGCCCGAACCCGAGAUUACCCUUAAGACGAGUUAAGACUUACAUCGACGGUGCCUUCCCAGUCUGCGUCCUAUUAUGUUAGCGUUAUUUAAGCACAACCCACCAACAGCAUAGAACCAACCCCCUCCUUUUCCACUUCCAAGACAUUUGCUCAAAUCAUGCACCGAGUUAAUUUAUUUAUUUAAUUUAUUUAAAGUUACCUUCUCCCUCGUUGCGCACUGUCUGUGGUGCUUACGAUGCUUCCUUAAACCAUCAACUGUCAUAUUUCCUUCCCGCCCAACCUCAUUCACGCAAUCGUUUUUUGUUAGGAAUCGAUUGUUGUUGAGUGUGUACAUAUGCACGAACCGAGAAAUAAAUCACAAACAGUAACGAAUGUAA